UCUGGAGGGAGCAAACCGCAGGCACUGUCAGCUCUGUUCUGCUGAGCAGUUUCCAAACCCAAAGUCUUCUUCCUCUCCAGAAUUGAGUUUCUGCUGCUUCUACAGGUGUAUGAAGCGUGGCGGUAGAGUCACAGACCCUAGCAAUAACAUCUGGCGGUACAUUUUGUGGCAACGGAAGUGUGUGGUGCAAUAAUAAGUUCCCCUGUUGGUCUAAAGCCAGAGUGGACGAGUAGCUGCUGUCUUGCUCCAGUUCCAGCAACCUGUUCGAUAUAGUCUUGAAAACAGACAAAUUCGUAGACAAGGACAAUGAGCGCAAAUGCCACCCUUUUGGACCGGAUUGUUUUUAACCCUGUUUUGUGUGAGGGUUGGAAGCCGUAUAUGGAAGGAGCAGCCUAUCAUCUCGGUAAUUUCUUCCUCCUCCUGGGGUUUAUGGGAGGAAGUGGGAUCAUUGGCUCCAUCUACAUCUUAGGCUUUCUGGUCAUUGGCUUCUUCUGUGCUGCUCUCUGGGGCUGGCUGGAUGCUUGUGGGCUGGACAUCUUCAUCUGGAACAUCCUUCUGGUCCUGAUCUGCUUGCUUCAGUUAGCUCACUCGUUUUAUCAGCUCCGUAAAGAUGCGCUUUCUGAAGAAUUUGACCAGCUCUACAAGCAAGUUUGUCAGCCUCUGCAAGUGCCACCCCAGGUCUACAAAGAAAUUGUCAAGUGCUGCGAGGAGAAAGUCCUGCCACUGGCCAAAGACCAGACCUAUGCCUUGGAGGGCAAGACGUCCAUUGACCGCCUGUCAUUCCUGCUGUCUGGCAGAAUUAAAGUGAGCCAGGACGGACAAUUUCUACAUUAUGUCUUCCCUUACCAAUUCCUAGAUUCCCCAGAGUGGGAAUCACUGCCGCCUUCUGAAGAGGGAACAUUUCAGGUAACCCUGACAGCCGAGGCAGACUGUACUUUCAUCUCUUGGCAAAGGAAGAAGCUUUACGCGCUUCUGACAAAGGACCGCUACAUUGCCCGUAUCUUCUCAGUCCUCCUUGGCUAUGACAUUUCAGAGAAGCUGUAUGCCCUGAAUGAAAAACUUUUCGCUAAGUUUGGCCUGCGAUUUGACAUCCGUCUGCCUAGCCUUUACCACGUCCUAGGGCCGGCCUCUUCAGACACUGAAGUGGAGAAAGAACCAAGGGAGUGCGAAGAGCCACCGGUGCCCUCAUGCCACCCACCCACUUUUGUCCAGACAGCUCCUGCAGCCCCUCGCGCUAGAUCUCUUCCAUCCCAUCCCAGAAGAUCUCGGCCUGACAGUGACCUGUCUGCUUCUGGACGCCUCCCGAGGACUAGUCCCCAAGCUGCUGCAAAAGGACAAGCCCCUCUGGCCUCUACUCUGACCCCAGAACUCUAGGGAAAAAUGUCGAAUCACUAAGACCCACUCACAACUGUAUGGUCACUCAAGUCUAAUCAGAAUGAUGCACAUUCCUUGUGUGUUGACAUUUAUAUUGCACAGGCACCAGCAUGACACUUUUCAAGGACAUGCAUGAGACUAAAGCACAGAGGUCGGACAUGCCCCACAGCUUGCUGAUCUGCAGUGGCACCAGUGGCUCCAGAGCAUUUGUACACCUGAAUACUUGCCACACGGAUCUUUUAUUAGGUGCAUGAAACAUAGUGGAAAGACAAUGUCAUAGAUAUCAGUGGGAUUUGCUCUCUGUCAAGGGUCUGUUAAUUCUCUCCUAAUUUUCUGCGGUUUGUCCCAUUAGAAUUAAACCUAAUAGCUAUGGUGGUGGUGGUGAUGCGCAGGCCAGCUGGAAUGCUCUUGGGUUGAGAGAAUUCUCUGCACCCACCCCAUGGAAUACUCUUGACUCAAGGGUGAGCAGUUCCUCACUCCUGCUGCACAAGACUGCAAAGGGUAGAUUUAAACAAGCUCUGUGUAAAAACUGCUAUCUUGGGCAACAGUAGCCUUAGGCAUAUGGUGCAUGGGAACAAGCAAAGCUCUUUUUACAAAGUUAGUUUGUUUUUUUUUAAUGAGGAAAUCCUCGUGAAUGCUGACCAUGGUGCAAAAGUGUCCAUGGUGCCCUCGAGCAUCAAAGGAAAGGGUUUGGAAAAUGGAACAGAUUCACUCAAUGUUUUGCUAUUAUUGGCAUUAUCUGGAUAAAAUUAGAUGAGUUGCUGAUUCUGUAUCUAGAAGCCGGCAUUCUCUCAAGUGGAAGAGGAUGUAUAGUUAUAAGAUCACAUUAUUUCCCUCGGCUAAGGAGACUUACAAUAGACGAUUGGAAUGGAAACACCAGCUUUCUUUUUAGGUUUGAUUGCUGAGUCACAUACAGUACAUCACAAAAGUGAUAUAAGGUGAGAUGAAAAAUAUUGUAAGAGCAGGAAAUAGUUUUGUCAGAACCUAUGAAUGAUUGCUUUUAACCUUGAAAAUCAGUGACCGGAACGGAAUAAACUACUCCAAGUGAGCCGAAACCUACCAUGAACAGAAAGAUAACAUGAGUGUGGAAUCAUGACACUAAGCCAUAAAGCCAAUUUGUCAACAGAAUUUUAAUAUUGUUUAAGCCUUUAAUUGUUUAAGGUGAGGCAGAAUGUACACGUUGUAUAUCCAAAGCCACAAUGCCAUCACUACUGCUUGAGAAAGAUAUAUGGUAGAAGGUAACUUCCUCCAAGGAGACCGUGUUGGGUAGGGAUGCUGUUCUUGGGGAUGGGGGAAAUGCAACAUCACAGCAUAGAUAGAAAUGAGGAACCUCUUCUGGACUUACAGGGGAAGGAAGAGGAUGAAAAGGCUCAUUGCCCCCUCCCAUGGCUCUUCUUGGGAGAACUACAUCUCCCAUAGUCCUAUGCAUACUGUUAGCCAAUUCAGUGGUAAGUUAUAGAAGGAAGCAUGAAAGCCUUCUCCUGCCAUCCACCUGUACUCCUGCUAUUCCCACUGCCACCAAAUAAAAGGGUGGAAGGGGGAGGGUUUGAAGUGGGAUAAGCAACCCAACAUCCUUCUUCUGUCAGUGGACUGCAACUCUCAACAGCCCCCACCAUAAUGGCCAAAGACCAAGCAAAAAUUGUAUGUAGAAUUUCAAAAAUUCUACAUCCAGUUUUGAAUGGAGACCUUGGAUAAGCAGCCAUGUAAGAUUUGCCAGGUUUGCAGCUGCCUGUUGGUGUGAUCCAGACUACAACAGCUGUUGCAUUCCCUUAGACAGAUUGACAUAAUUUUUUUUUCUCAUUAAAACACAUAACAUCCUAUCUGGAAGACACCAGAGUGAGGCAGGAAGGUAUUGCAAGUCCUGCCUUCAUUCUAAUUUGGCCUCAUGAUGAUGUCACCAUGUCCAUGUAUAACAUCGGAAUGUAUUAGGUAAGGCACUGCAAAAGGAUACAAAGAGCUAUGGGAAUAAAGAGUUGGUGAAACCACAGCUGGAAGAAGGGCCAAUUUUCAGUCCUUGUUGUCUAGUUUGUAAUAUCUCCCCUCGAUUUUAUACACACACACACCCUUGUUGUUUUUAGUUUUGAGAGGAUUGGCACAAUUGUGUCCAGCCCAAGUUGUAUUCAAGUCUCUUAUUUCCUCAUUGAUGUCUGUGGACAGCUCUUUUUCACUAUCCCUAGGAACAUUUUUAAAUACUGUAGUUUUCUCAUGUGGACCAGAAAUUGAACUAUCCUGACCGUGUGAUGGUUUUCUCUACCUCUUUUCUGUGGGCUUACCUCCAUUUUUUCUGGAUCAUUUUGGCUUUUGUUGUUGUUGCAGAUUUGAACAGAUUAUCUUGAUCUUUGCACCCAUACCUGGGGCAGUAUUUGUUGCUGGAUAUACUGGGACGCACUGGGUUGUCUCAGUACUGCUUGUCCACACACAUCCAGAGUUGUUUCUUGAGUUAGUCCACAGACUGUCCUCCCGUUUGCCUCUCUUCUCCGCCCUCUCCCCACCUACUUCAUUCUUUUCCUCCCUCCCCUCUUUGUCAACAGAGCAGAGAAGGGAGGAGAUGGACCAAAGGAAAAAUGGCCUUAAAACCCUAUAAUUUAAAAAAGCCACACCUGCUCACGAGGUGAGCAGACCAGCAUGGAACAAUACGGUACGAAGAUCCACACAUGCAGAUCCUGCCUGGGAGCAAAUCAGACCAAAAAAAAGUAUGAUUUUUUCCCCCGCUCCUCUUUGAUUCUAAUCCCAGCACUGCAUUCUGUGGUCAGUGCUGGUGUCAAGGGUGUCCGUCAAGUGGAACAAAUGCUUGGCUCAAAAUGAUUCUCCUUUCUUCUUUUCUUUCUUGACACCCCAUUUCCACCUCAUUCUUUUCCUUUUGAUGUUUCAACAUUCUGUCACACCGAGUCACCUUUGGCCAGGGAGAGGGGCUCUUAUUUCCCCCCCCCCAAAAAAUUGUCAUUCUCCUCAAAACCACAGAAUCACCUGACUCUGCUUCUGCCUUCCUCUUCUGCAUAGGGAUUACAUUCAUCAUUUGCUUGCUAUACUUACAGAAGAAAAACCUGAAUCGGAAUUAGGGUGGGGAAAGCGCAUGUCCAAUAACACUUGGAAAGGGUCACUUUGCAGGAGGGGGGGGUCUCUCAUAAAGCAACCCUUCUGUUCACUGGUGGAAUCACUGUAGUCUGGCUGCAAAAAAGUACUAACCCUACAGCUGGGCUAAAAAAGGUCCAGUUGGGGCAUAGAUUAGGGUCAGGUCUUAAGUGCAAAUCCCUGGAUGUCGUGUGAUCGCUGGGAAACAGAUCCCAUUGGGUCACUCCACAAGUGCUCCAAAAUGUGAGCUAUUUACCCAUAGGAUCAAACUGUUGUAUAGAAUGAUUAUGUUAUUACCAAUAGACUUUGGGUUUUUUUCCUGUAGCUGAGUGGUGGCUACAUGUUGAAGACAGACACAGCUUUUUUUUUUUUAAGGGAGCUCUAACAACAUCCAUGAACCUAUUUCUAUGCUGCCUUACGCAACAGAAAUAACAAGAUGCGCACAGUGGCAAACUAAAUGCUGACUCAGCUGUCAGCUAAUUUUUAAUUUUCAUCAUGCAUUGCAUCACCAGAUUUGAAAAGAGAAAGGUUUUGAAACUGCAAAUUCACUCUGGGGAGUUUGCAAGAGGGAAUUUGGUAAUAUCUGGGGGCACGACAUCAGCACUGUGCACACCAGCCAGUAUUUGCUGCCAACCUUAACCAGCAGAAUGUACCCACUUCCUAGACCUUGGAGACUGAAUGCACAUAAUACAUAAUCCUACCACUGUAUACAUGUUGCUUCUGUCUCGUCCACAGUCGCCUAAUUGACGAGCUUUACUUAAAAAUAAACAUUCUAAAUUUCAAUGGUGA
This is a messenger RNA of Pogona vitticeps (central bearded dragon), 5235 nucleotides long. The record is from RefSeq and is a predicted model, not a curated record. NCBI's taxonomy places the organism in Eukaryota, Metazoa, Chordata, Lepidosauria, Squamata, Agamidae.